AUGUCUUCCCUCAAAGACGCCCUCCACAACUACAAACAGCGCAUCACCAGUGCCAUCUCUUCAUCCCCGGCUUCAGACGGCUCGGCUCCGGCGUCCAAGACGGGGCGGACCGGAUGGCUGGAAACCAGCACCCACGACUCUGUCCUCUCGGAUUUCACCCGUUUCCUCGAAAAGGGUAGCCCGAAAGAAGAUUCACCUAUCUUCAACAGGAAGGAACAAAAAACUCUGAAAAAAAUAUUCACUGCGCAUGCCAACUCAGACAAUUCCUGGACCCAAGAAUCACUAGAGUCCUACCUCAUCACGCAGGUCCCUCAAGAUGGGGAUUUCAAGGCUCUCCUGACCGCAUCUCUGCCGUCUCUCUGGGCAUUGACUACCUACUUCUCCCAUUGGCCGUUCAACACCGCCGCAUCUACCCCAAUCACCAGCUUGACAUUCCCAUCCUUCACGCGUGCCGUCGCCUUCCUCAGCGGGAGGCACUACCUGAUGUUCACCGCCUGGGGUCAUCAAGACAGCAGUUUCAACCGCACCACAGAUCAGCCAGUCCUAGAGUACAUCUUCCGGGCUCUGGCCACUUCCCGGCAGACAGAGCAGAAAUCUUGCUCGUCCACACAGCGAGAAGACGCCCAGGCAUCACUGCGACGCGACAUCCUUGAUGUUCUGAGCGUAGCCCAACCACUCAGAGACCGCAACACAAAGGCUCUCAACCGCACGGAGCUGACGCCUGCAGCCGACAGGCUCUCCCCUCCAGCUCCGCCGCAACUGUCCGACAUCACCAUCCCAACCACCAGCGUGCUCGUCCCGCUUCUCGACCUCUCCAUAGCACUUCUCCAGAAAAUCAGCGAGUUCGACGCAACUCCCUUCCCCAGGACACUCAAGGCGAAGCUUGAGACUGUUCAGGCAGAGGUACAAGGGCAGGACGAUGUGUCAUUCGACAACUACACAAAAUUGCUAGAUAGCGAGGAGUGGGCAGAAAACCACAACAGCGUCUACACUCUAUACGACGGUAUUGCCGUCCUCUUCAACACACUUCCCAAUCCGGAGAGCUUGAAAACCGGCAGGACCGUCAACUGGGUUUCGGGAGAGGAGGAGCCCUUGUAUCUGGGUUCGCUGCGAAGCUUGGGGUCAACCUGGACAUAG
Molecule: messenger RNA, 1137 nt
Organism: Clonostachys rhizophaga
Lineage: Eukaryota; Fungi; Ascomycota; Sordariomycetes; Hypocreales; Bionectriaceae
Source: the annotation of a GenBank genome assembly